This is a messenger RNA of Panthera uncia (snow leopard), 1325 nucleotides long. It is a transcript of the gene LZIC, whose product is annotated as leucine zipper and CTNNBIP1 domain containing. Lineage: Eukaryota; Metazoa; Chordata; Mammalia; Carnivora; Felidae. The transcript has 7 exons. Gene Ontology annotation, biological process: negative regulation of Wnt signaling pathway. The record is from RefSeq and is a predicted model, not a curated record. Gene Ontology annotation, cellular component: nucleus; beta-catenin destruction complex; cytosol. Bases 553 to 1188 code for a protein of 211 amino acids. Gene Ontology annotation, molecular function: beta-catenin binding.
GGGCGGGGGUUCCCGGCGACCCCUGCUGGCAGGUGGGGCCUAGUCGAGCCUGGCCGCCGCAGGACCCAAGUGCGGGAGCUUCAAGCUCCCCCGUGGGGACGGGAUUUGGGGCUGCGGCCGGAGCUGCUCCCCGACGCGUCCGGAUGGUUGAGGUCCCGACGCUGCUCACGUCCAGCGGGGAAAACGUGUGCUCUCCGCCCUUAUCUUCUCCCUGCUUCUGGGUUUGACGGCUUCCCCCCAGGCGUGCGGGGGUGCCGGGCUUUCCUCAGUGACGCCCGCGACCUCUCUAGGGAACGUCUCAGAAAGGCCGCCCGAGGCGCAGUGGAGGGAGAAAACGGGUUCCCUCCCUCCCUUGCCCCGCUCUCCUCCUCCCCCUGGUGUCUUCCUGAAACGGGAAGGGUGUGUUUCGAGCCCAGGCUGCUCAAGUGGAAGUUACCCGGACUGCUUUAGGCCAAGUUUAUAUGUCAAGUAAAUGAAACUACUUGAUGGUUUCCUAUUCCUCAGCCGACUCCACCUCCAAGCGGUUUGAACUUUGAGUUUCUUGUAGCCCUGAUGAACAAUUUGGCUUUCGUCAAGUUUGUGACACUUGAAACUUCAACAGCUGGAGAGAUCAAAAUGGCUUCCAGAGGAAAGACAGAGACAAGCAAAUUAAAGCAGAAUUUAGAAGAACAGUUGGAUAGACUAAUGCAGCAAUUACAAGAUCUGGAGGAAUGCAGAGAGGAACUUGAUACAGAUGAAUAUGAAGAAACCAAAAAGGAAACUCUGGAGCAACUAAGUGAAUUUAAUGAUUCACUGAAGAAAAUCAUGUCUGGAAAUAUGACUUUGGUAGAUGAGCUCAGUGGAAUGCAACUGGCUAUCCAGGCAGCUAUCAGCCAGGCCUUUAAAACCCCAGAGGUCAUCAGAUUAUUUGCAAAGAAACAACCAGGUCAACUUCGGACAAGGUUAGCGGAGAUGGAUAGAGAUCUCAUGGUAGGAAAGCUGGAAAGAGGCCUGUACACUCAACAGAAAGUGGAGAUACUAACAGCUCUCAGGAAACUUGGAGAGAAGCUGACCGCAGAUGAUGAGGCCUUCUUGUCAGCAAAUGCAGGUGCCAUACUCAGCCAGUUUGAGAAAGUGUCUACAGACCUCGGCUCUGGAGACAAAGUUCUUGCAUUGGCAAGUUUUGAGGUUGAAAAAACAAAAAAAUGACAUGGUGUGGAAGCUUGGGACAUUGAUCACAUUCUUUCUGUAAAUGGCAUUUGUCUCAUAGGGAUUUUGAAUCAUUGCAAAGAAAUCAAGAGAUUCUUGAAAUACAUUGAUAACCUGAGAAAUGGUGAUGGAAAACA